CCGCGAUUUAAGCUCCUCUCCCGGGUCCCCUUCCUCAAUCCAACCCACGAAGCGCCGACGACCACGACCACGACCACCCGCGCGGGCUUGCCUCGCCAUCGCCACUGUUCCCAGGCUCCUACUAACCACAGCAGAUUCACCCACCGGACUACGCCUUCUCCAGUCUCGACAUCUCGUAGCAUCGCUGCAUCGACAUCACCAACCGCGCAUCCCCGAGGCUGCGCAGCACCAAAGGCCUGUUAUGUCUUCCACCACAGCCCUUGCGCUCAACAAGACGCGAAACUACGGAGCCCUCACAACACCCAACAAGGCCAGCCCAGCCCCGGCGACCGACUCUCCAGGGAACUGGCAGCACCCGCGCAUCAAAGAGAUCACUCGCCGUCAACAAGCAACAACGUUCGACAGUGACAAUGUCAAGACUAUAUUCUACAACAUUGCCGCCGUUUUUGUCAUCCAUCUUAUACGCUUAGCCGCUGCCCAAUACGGCCCAUCGCCACUGUCAAGUGAUGCGAAAGAGUACCUCUACUGGACCGUCUUGGUCGCUCAUCUUAUUCCUCUGUUGAACAUGGGCCGCGCCUGUCUUCCAUUGAUACGGCCCAGAGACGAUCUUUGCGAUAUCCCCUUGACAAAAGCCCAGCGUGCGCUCCUUGGCCUGCCCCCAAGUUCAGCCCCGCCCACACCGAACUCAGUCUACAGCACGCCUCCAAGAUACGCCCGCACGCCUUCGAUCAACGGAUCUAUCGGGAAGCCAAGCCCAGCCAGUUCUCCUCUGUCUGGAAAUGGCAGUCCUUCCUCCACCACACGGCUCAAUGGGUCUCCGUACUCUCCCGCAGCAAGCCCCUUGCUUCAGAAAGCUGUGGGCUACAGCGGGGGACGGCGGUCGUCGUAUGGGUCGCCGAGCCCAUUCAACGCGAGCACGAGCUCUUUCAACCUUAGCACUGCUUCUAGCAUCUUCUCCGAACCUCCACCGACCCCCAGCCCGACCGGCGGGAAAAGGAUCAGUGUUGGCCUGAACAACAAGUGGCUGUACGACAGGAGCCGUCGAUCGUCGGGCAACGUCUGGUCGUGAGGUGGAUAAAGUCGAGGUAUGAAACGAUUGCACACGGACAUGGGGUGAGGUGGCAAAGUAGCAUGGGCAGUCGAGCCGGUACCCGGUGCUUUUGCCCGUUCGUCUGAUCUUUGUCAAGAACAGACUGGACAGGGCAUUACAGAGCAAAAGAAAGGCAGAGGCACAGGGGAUAGGCACAGACACGGGGCUUUGGGGCUGCGAAAUUCUGCAGGGGCUCUGGUCAUGCAGCCUCAAGAAUCCACGAAGCGGCAGUGGAAUUCUUGCGCAACUCCACGUCAUGUAAUUCGGAGUGAUGCUGCGCUGAAAUGACCAAACAUAUCUGGUUAUCAUAGAGUGAGCGCCAGGGUACAGACAGUGCAGACAGUGCAGACAGUGCAGACACCACAAGCAGCAGGACGCCUUGCAGUCUCACGUUCACCCCGUCGCAACGAGCUGGGGCUUUGGUUGGCAUUGGCCAGGCUGUUUGACAGCAGAGCAGAAUAUGUAACAAUUGAGACCUCUAAAACGC
Molecule: messenger RNA, 1577 nt
Organism: Diaporthe batatas
Lineage: Eukaryota; Fungi; Ascomycota; Sordariomycetes; Diaporthales; Diaporthaceae
Exons: 2
Coding region: 242-1069 (275 amino acids)
Biological process (GO): spindle pole body duplication; protein import into nucleus
Cellular component (GO): nuclear outer membrane; nuclear pore transmembrane ring
Source: RefSeq, a predicted model, not a curated record